Pocillopora verrucosa is the source of this 907-nucleotide messenger RNA. Its product is annotated as latrophilin Cirl. Gene Ontology annotation, molecular function: carbohydrate binding. The record is from RefSeq and is a predicted model, not a curated record. Lineage: Eukaryota; Metazoa; Cnidaria; Anthozoa; Scleractinia; Pocilloporidae.
UUUUGGAAGCUCGUCAAACAGAUCAUCAAAUUGGGUCAUCAGAUAUUUGACAACCAACAUGAAAAAACGGCGAAAUUUGAUUCAAAGAGCGAGAAUUUACAUUGUCUUCCUCUUCGAAGAAAAACCAUUGCAGUUUCGGUCGAGAUUGAUUGAGGAGACGAAGCCCUUGCCUCAAAUUAGUUUGACAUGAAAUUCACUUGCGUUCUCGUUGUUUUGGCGCUCGUAGCCUUCCUGGCAUCAUUUAGUUCCGAAGCUAAACGAGCUAAAAAGGGAGAAGCGUUUAUGAUAAAACAAAUCUCUAACAAGCUCAAAGCAGUUUGCCCCAACCAGAAGAAAAAUCUCAAACAAGUUUUGUCCAUUGUAAGUUCCGUUGACUUGACUCUUCGCUUCACUCAUAGCAGAAUUGGUGCAAUUGACUUGGCAACAAAACAACUGAGGAAAGCGAACACAAAGAUUUUCCAGCGCUUGACCAAGUUAGACCGUAAACUGACCACCAUUACAAAGAUGAUGAGAAAGGCGAUUAACGGAGACAAACCUAAAUCAGUGACGAUCUGCGAAACCAAGAAAACUACCAUAACUUGCAAGAAAGGGAAGAAAAUGAACAUCCUGCAUGCAAAUUAUGGUCGACUCAACAAAAACACGUGUGGCAAGUCUACAGUGACCAAUUGCCGUGCCUCCACGUCACUUGGCAUUGUGCAGAAAACGUGCAAAGGGAAAGUCAGUUGUGCACUGCAUGCGAGUAAAAGCGUGUUUGGUGAUCCGUGCCGAGGAGUCAGAAAAUAUCUUACUGUGAAGUACAAGUGUGAAUGAGCACUAGGUUCACCAGGCCAUCUCAGCCUCGCAGUUCACUCAGGGGAAACUGAAUGUACUGUAAUUCUACAUUGCUUGAUGCUCAGAUGAAUAAAAG